UGUGGUGGCCUCUCGAUGAUGGAGGAGAUUGUGCAGCCACUCUCAGAUCCAGCUGAGAUCAAGGAUGUUCUCCAGCACUUCAAAACCAAAAGACUGCACGCAAGAAACAAUGAGCAAUCUCAGAGAGUUAUCAGUGAAAUGUCCAUUCCUCCUUCAGCUGAAGUAGUUUGUUUGCCUCAUCCACUUGCACAAGAAACUGUCUUGCCUGCCAUUACCUUUGAACAUGAGGAAACUUUGCCCCCUACCUCCAUCGCACAAGAGACGAUUAUCAUCGAAUCAGAAGGCACAGAGAACCAAUCAGAAUCUGAUCAAGCAGCCAUUCGCCAUAAUGAGCCCGUCUCAGAGUUACACAGAAGAGGCUGAGCCUUUAGUGGACAGUGAGGAGUUCACAGCAAUAGCUGCCACUGAAGAAGCAGAGGAAGGCUUACAAGAAGAAGAGGUACUUUGUGAAGAGAAAGACUCGGGCGUCUGUGAAGUCCAACAGAUCUACCUGACCACGGACGGCUCCACCGUGGUGGUGUCAGAGUUUGAGAACGAGGGAGAGGAGGCGACUCAACUGCAGUUUCUAGAUCAGUCAGAGAUAGUGGAAACGUCUGGUGUGAGGCAAGUCAGUUUAGAGCAGUGGAUCUCAGAAUUAACUGGAAAGGGCAUCUCUCUUCCAGUUUUGCCUCCAACUCCUGUUGAGAUUGUGAGGGAGGAGACCAUCUACGUCCCUGCAAUAGAAAGACCACCGUCUGUGAAGUCCAUCAUCCAUAGAAAGAGCAGUCCACCUCGAGCCACAGUUUCCAAAAAGACAGCGGCCAUUCCCUCCGAGUCCCAGACAACACAGGAGGAGAAAAGACACAGCUGUCCUGACUGUCACAAACAGUUUCGCUUUGAAUGCCUGCUGAGGAAUCACAUGCGUACUCACACGGGCGAGCGGCCGUUCCAGUGUUCAGACUGCGGCAAAAGCUUCAGGUGCCUCAGCUUCUUGACCAAUCACAUCAAAACGCACUCCCUCACCAGACCGUUCAAAUGCAUGCAGUGCAUCAAGACCUUUCGAAAGAAAGCAGACCUCAUCAAACACAUCCGUGUGCACACUGGCGAGAAACCAUACAAGUGUACCAUCUGUGGCAAAAGCUUCUCCCAAGGCUCAUACUUGAAGAUUCACCGCGAAUGCCACACCUCAGAGAACCUACACCAGUGUCCUCACUGUGACAAAAGCUUCCCGACUGCAUUUAAGCUGUCCAUUCACGUUCGCUACCACUCCAUGGAGCGCUCGUACCAGUGUAACCAAUGCGGGAAGAGCUUCAUCUACGCCAGCCUCCUUCGAAGACACAAAGGUUAUCAUGCAGGCGAGCGGCAGUAUCUGUGCUCCAUCUGCGGCAAGUCCUUCGUCUACAUGUUUGACUUGAAAAAGCACCAGCGCAACCACGAGAGACCGCGGAUCAAGAUCCCGUGCACCCUUUGUAACAAGACGUUUGCGGGACCCGAGAUGCUGAGGUGCCACUUGCGCAUACACACCGGAGAACGUCCAUUCCGCUGUAAGAUCUGCGGAAAAGCCUUCUCUCAGAUCGGGAACAUGAAGAGACAUGAGCGCGUGCACACGGGCGAGAGGCCGUUCACCUGUGAAAGAUGUGGGAAGACGUACAAGCACUCGUCUCACCUGAAGAACCACAUGCUCAGCCACACGGGCGAGCGGCCGUGGCAGUGCUCUCAUUGCGGGAGGAGCUUCAAGUUCCCUGGGCCCCUUAAGAAGCAUGAGACGAACUCACUUGAGCGAACGAGGAAAUCGUAGAAGGAGCUGUGACCAAACACGUAGCCGCGUGAAACCAGACCCCAAAAGCCCUUAAUUGAAUAUAGGGCUCUUGUAGUUUAACAAUGAUCAGCUGACACAUGAUUAACCAGUCAUUACUUUAAAAGGUAAUACAAUUUUGUUGUCUACACCAUGCUUUAUGCAACCCAUAAAUUAAAUUGCACAUGGAAA
Messenger RNA from Carassius auratus (goldfish), 1966 nucleotides. RefSeq names its product gastrula zinc finger protein XlCGF57.1-like. Gene Ontology annotation, cellular component: shelterin complex. The record is from RefSeq and is a predicted model, not a curated record. Lineage: Eukaryota; Metazoa; Chordata; Actinopteri; Cypriniformes; Cyprinidae. The coding region runs from base 224 to 1777 and encodes 517 amino acids. Gene Ontology annotation, molecular function: RNA polymerase II cis-regulatory region sequence-specific DNA binding; DNA-binding transcription factor activity; telomeric repeat DNA binding. Gene Ontology annotation, biological process: telomere capping; regulation of transcription by RNA polymerase II; regulation of telomere maintenance via telomere lengthening. The transcript has 2 exons.